AUGGCGCCUAUCAAGCCUCACUGGAUCCAGCCAUCUCAUCCUGAGAUUCUGCAAGUCGUCUAUGGAAACGACGAGGAUAAAUUUCAGAGCAAGACCUACUCAAUUAUUCGAAUGCCGCCUAACUCUGUGUUUGCUAAACUUACUGAGCCACCUUGCUCAAUACUACAAUCGCCAAGCUAUGAUACAGUGCAGGUUGCUAAAGAUAUACAUCUGCAACUUAAUUCAGAUCUUAUGUACCUCGAUCAUAGCUGUGAGCCCUCAUUAAUUGUGGAUACUGCUCAGCGAACCAUCUUUACUGGGCCACAAGGUCUCACUCCCGGUCAAGAGCUAACUUUUUUCUAUCCCUCAACUGAAUGGUCUAUGGAUCAACCUUUUGACUGCGAUUGUCGUAGUCAGGAUUGUCUUGGCCGCAUUUCUGGGGCCCGUUUCUUAAAUCCUAAUGAAUUAAAGGGACGCUGGAUUAACCUUCAUAUUUUAGAAAUGUUUAGGGAUUCGGAAAAGAUUCGUUUAUCAUCGGACAGCUGCGCUCCUGACCCGUGA
This is a messenger RNA of Blumeria graminis f. sp. triticale, 540 nucleotides long. The record is from the annotation of a GenBank genome assembly. NCBI's taxonomy places the organism in Eukaryota, Fungi, Ascomycota, Leotiomycetes, Helotiales, Erysiphaceae.